AUGGCUAUGCCGACCCACUUGCCCAUCCGAAGCCCCACCACAAUCACGGACAGGACCAACCGCGCCAGGGCCACAGCGACGACACCCAAAGAGGCACGAGCAACGGACCGCGCGAACGGGGGUGCACACCCAGUCCCCAACUGCCCCAAGUUGAAGGGCAUCAGUCAGGAACAAGUGCGCCAGUGGCUGCUCGACCGGGACACAUACGAAGAAGACCUGCGGGCCGUAUGCAUGCGUCGAAACCUCGAAGUGUGGAAGUACCGCGAAGGAUGGAAGGAGUGUUUCGAAGACAAGAGACUGUUGAAGCAGUUCAUGAUCAUGCGCAAACUACGAGGCGAUCCCAAGGAGCUCGACGAAGCUAACGGCGUUGAAGCGGACAUUCCGCUGCUGUUCCACGGGAUCCACAUGGACAUGAAGGACGACGACGGUCUCAUGGACAUGAAGGACGACGACUGUCUCAGCCGCGUGUGCAAAUUCUUGGCGGACUGCGCCGAACGAAUCGAAGCACGCGUCAUGAAAGGACAUUUGAAGAAGCCCGAGAUGCGGAAGAAGAUCUUCAAACGGCUGCUAGAAGUGGUGGACCCAGAGCCUGUCCGAGAUGCGUGCGUCCUCGACAUGGAGAAGGUGUGGCAUCCGGUGGAAUUUUCGUGGGAAUCCAUCAGCGAGUUGCCGGGCUAUGAAGCCAAAGAAGUGAAGAACAAAAUAGAUCAUCGAAAGGAUGAUUACAGUCGACAAGAACUCCGCGACGUGCGCCCACGACGUGACGACCACGAGCGAAACCGCAGUCAAGGGCGCGACAGACGCGAUCGAUCAAGUAACCGGGCGAACCACGAAACCAUCACUCAGGCUACCCCUCGCUAUAUCGCGACCGAGACGGUGGUCGUCCGUACGAGCGACGCGAUGAAAACCGCAGUUCCCCUUAUGGACCGCCCGAUAGCAAACCCAAGCAGCAAGUGGGAUUUGCGAUGCGACGUGGACGAAGCCCCGCUCCAUCCCAUGGAGGAAUUUUGUACGACCGCGAUGGGAAACGAGACGACGGGUGGGGACAUACACUCCGGGGCAACAGCCAGGAGAAAAACCGUGUAA
Aphanomyces astaci is the source of this 1086-nucleotide messenger RNA. RefSeq lists its product as hypothetical. Bases 1 to 1086 code for a protein of 361 amino acids. The transcript has 4 exons. The record is from RefSeq and is a predicted model, not a curated record. Lineage: Eukaryota; Oomycota; Saprolegniomycetes; Saprolegniales; Verrucalvaceae.